AUGCUGCCUGGAGGAAAAAGAGGCGGCGAGGAGAAGGAGAAGGAGGCGGUGGCGGCGCAGGCGCUGCUGCUGCGGCGGCGAAAGAUGGGCCGCUCCUGAGGGAAAGUAUCCUCCGAAGAAGCUUCCAGGCCGAAGGGGCCAGCCGCUGCCGUCGAAAUAAGAGCUCCCUUCGAGGAUUCCACCGUCUGCUGGAAAAGAUGGGCAACGUGGAGAGCAACGGCUCCUAUCAGAAGCACCUCUUGAGAUUUCCUCCUGAUGAACAAGCCGGCAUUGAGGUUGUAUUUGGCUCCUUGUCCAGGAUGGAGGUUGCUACUGCCACAAAGGCAUUGAAGACGGCCGAGAAGGGAGUGACUCUGGCGACGAUUAAGGACCAUGUCAAGGGUGCUCUUCCUGAAUCGAUGGUCAUUCGGCUGUAUGAUGGGAUGACGGGUGUCCAACUGACCGAGAAGUCGCCUGGGUCCAGUGGCCGGGUGACGAAGGAGCAGUUUGUUGUCUUUAUGUCUGCAAUCUUGAAAGGCAACGCUGAGGAAAAGAAGGGCAUUGUCAUGAAAAUGAUCUCCAAGGCUGGCGGGACUGUGAAGGGAAGUCAAAUCCUUGAGUUUGCAGAGGACCUGGUUCAUUCUGUGGUCCACUUUCUAAACUACAGAAAUGAGCUGAAGGGCUGGAAUCCAAAGAAUAUGCAAAAUUCCACCGCCGGAGUGAAAGCUUUGGCUUCCCAGCUUAUAUCCGAACUGAAAACAGCAGAUGGGAAGAGGCUGGAGGGGGCUCAGGCGCUGGACGCCACCUACGACGAGAACAGCCUAGAGGAUUGGCUCUUCCGGGUCCCUCAAGUCUCCGCCUUCCUCGGGGUCAUCGUCCAGCACGGGCUGCUGGCUGGGCCUUCCCUCCUGCCAGGCCAAGGUGCCUCCCGCUUGCUCCCGGAGUGCCGAGGGAUGAAGGGGGCCGGCUUCGUCAGCCUGCUAGACCUCCCCUCUGUGGCGUACAUCAACUCCUGCCUGCCUUCGGAGCUGCGGCAGGAGUGGCGGCUGCUCUUCUCCUCCCAGCUCCAUGGGGAGAGCUUCUCCCAGCUCUGCGGCCACAUCGUCCACAAGGGGCCCUGCCUGCUGGUCUUGCGGGAUGCCGACGGCUACAUCUUCGGGGGAUUCUCUUCCUGCUCCUGGGAGGUCAAGCCACAGUUCCAAGGCAACAACGAAUGCUUUCUCUUCUCCGUGUCCCCUGUGCUCGGCGUGUUCACUCAAACGGGUUACAAUGACCAUUAUAUGUACUUGAACCACGGGCAGCAGACGAUGCCGAACGGACUUGGAAUGGGCGGGCAGCACGAAUACUUUGGCCUCUGGGUGGACAGCAACUACGGGAAGGGACACAGCAAAGCCAAGCCACGGUGCACCACCUACAACAGCCCCCAACUCUCGGCCAAGGAGAACUUCACCUUCAAUGCCAUGGAGGUGUGGGCGGUGGGAGACCCCCCGGGAGACAUCAACGUGAAAGAUCCCAAGAGCAUCCUGGAUGCCGAUCCUGAGGCUCAAGCCUUGCUGGAGAUGAUUGGAAAGAGCCGCCAGAGCGAGGGAUUGCGGGUCCCGGACGAAGACGGGGACAACAACCACUCCGAAUAAAGCCUGGAAGCUUUUGCCUGA
Anolis sagrei ordinatus is the source of this 1634-nucleotide messenger RNA. It is a transcript of the gene MEAK7, whose product is annotated as MTOR associated protein, eak-7 homolog. Lineage: Eukaryota; Metazoa; Chordata; Lepidosauria; Squamata; Anolidae. The record is from RefSeq and is a predicted model, not a curated record. Gene Ontology annotation, biological process: TOR signaling.